CUUUAGGUUGGCUUAUGGGACGUCCCAUGUUGGACUCCUGCAGGCGAAACUAAUGCAAAAAGUGCAAAAAAGUGACCACGAAUGAACAAAUAUUUAACUUCUCAAGCAACAUUUUUUGGUAGUUAAGCAUUUAUGCGUUAUGUUAAACUUUAAAAUGAUAUUAUUAUAAUCUGGGGGCGUGGUUUAGAAGCAAAACACCUCCCACCAUACGUGGCAACUGGCCUCCUGCCACAUCCCAUAAUGCCACCUCACAAGUUUCUAAGGAACAAAAAGUCCUUGUUUUACAAUCUAUGGGUAGAAUGGAUUAAAUCUAAAACAUUUCUUCCUACUUCUGAUUGUUGUAGCUACUUGUCGUGCAGAGAAAAAUGUAGUUUUUAGAUCUGAAUCGAAUCUCGAAACGCAAGAAAUGACACAAAAGGAUUAUUGUACAUGCCCUACAAAGAAAGAAAGAAAGAAAGAAAGAAAGAAAGAAAGCGUUAACGUUAAGCAAAAGUACAAUGAACAAGUGAAACCCGCAGUAAACAAAACGCUCGCAAUUCCAAUCCUGUCCGCUAGAGAGCGCCAAAGUAACGUCUACGUGUACUGCGUGUCCACCACGUCAUUUCGUCUUGAAUCAAAAUGAGAUAAUACAGGAAUUUUGCGAAAAAUUAAACCUGUGAAGAAAAGACUUCGUUUUUGAAUGAUUAAUAAAAUUUGCAUAUUAAUUUAGCAAAUUUCAGCCGGUGACACAUUUGUACACAUUCACAAACAUUAACUUAAGACAGCAAUUUCAAGUGAUUUGCCAUUUCAGGGACAAUUUUAUUGUAUUGAGACCUUUAGAUGGAAAUGUUUUAGAGUAGACACGAUGCCUCCCAAAGGCAUCAUCACUUUUUCCGAGCGUCGCAUGAAUGCAUCACGGCUGCACGCCCUGCCCCGGUGACAGCAGACACCGCCCGCCGCCAUCCAGGUGCUCACCUCGGGGGAGCUUCUUUCUGGACCUCCUUUGUUUUCGGAGCCUCUACCGAGCUGAGGAGGUGUACCACCACUGUGCUAUGCUUUGUCUCCAAGAACGACCACCUAAUGCCCCGAACCCCCUCCUCCUCCUGCCAGGAAAAAUGAAGAGGGAGCACGGUCCAAAAAUGAGGACGGCCACGUUCUGACUCGUCCGUGUCGCGUCCAAGCUGCAGUUGGAAAGCCUGCUAAGCAAGCAACCACCCGGGGCAAGUCUCCCGGACUUUGCGGCGCCAUGGCCGGGCUCAUCAAGAAGCAAAUCUUGAAGCAUCUCUCCAGGUUCGCCAAGAACCUGUCGCCCGACAAGAUCAACCUAAGCACGCUGAAGGGCGAAGGUCAGCUCACCAACCUGGAGCUGGACGAGGAGGUGCUCCAGAGCUUGCUAGAUCUUCCCACCUGGCUGGCCAUCAACCGCGUGUGCUGCAACAAGGCCGCCAUCCGCAUCCCCUGGACCAAGUUGAAGACUCACCCCAUUUCCCUGACACUUGAUAAAGUGGAAAUGGAAAUGAGCACUUGCGAUGAACCCCGCCCCCCAAACGGCCCCUCCCCUAUAGCGACGGCGUCGGGUCAGAGCGAGUACGGCUUUGCCGAGAAGGUGGUGGAGGGCAUGUCGCUGUCCAUCAACUCCAUCGUGAUCCGCAUCGGCGCCAAGGCCUUCAACGCCUCCUUCGAGCUCUCCCAGCUGCAGGUGUACAGCGUGGACAACAGCUGGAGCCUCAGCGACCUGCGCUCCACACGCAUUCAGGACCCUCAGCGGGGGGAGCUGCUGUCCUUCAAGGAGAUCAGCUGGCAGAUGAUCCGCAUCGAGGCCGACGCCAUCCAGAGCGCCGAGCACGACAUGCUGAGCGCGCCCAUCCGCCUCAUCACCAACCAGUCCAAGAUCCGAGUCACGCUCAAGCGACGCAUGAAGGACUGCAAUGUUGUGGCCUCCAAGCUGGUUCUGAUCCUGGACGACCUGCUGUGGGUGCUGACCGACUCGCAGCUCAAAGCCAUGGUGCAGUACGCCAAGUCCCUCAGCGAGGCUAUGGAGAAGUCGGCGCAGCAGAGGAAGAGCUUGGCCACCGAGGACCAGGCGUCGUCCGGGCUGCCCUCGACCCAGCAGGCGCGGCCGGCGCAGACAUUGGCGGCGGCCGACCAGAGCGCCACCAUGGCAAAGCUGUUCAGCGACCACGACGUGUGCGAGACGUCGCACCACCUGCAGAUCAAGCAUCUGGACCUGCACAUCUGCGACGACAUCCACGCCCCGGACAAAGUGAUCAAAAAGAGGAUGACAGGUGGGGCUAUGCAGCUGUCCUUCAGCUCCAUCACGCUGGACUACUACCCCUUCCACAAAGCAGGCGACAGCUGCAUGCACUGGAUGCACUACAGCGAGGCCACCAAAACUCGCGAGGAUUGGGCGCGGUGCCUCCUGGAUGAGUUCAAGUCCAACGUGGAGAUGCUGAAGAGUGCGGUGCGAGGCCAGCAGGGGGCGGCGCCCGCCCAAGGCUCACCCGGCAAGAUCAACACGUCGUCCACCUCGUCCUUCAGCGCGCUAACUCAGAGCCCCAAGACGCAGCUCAUGUCCAGCUCGGUGGUCCUCAGGAUGGCCGACUUCAGCAUCUACCAGGUUUCCAUGGCAGACCAGCGGCGGUCCAGCCCCAAGACCAUGAUCUCCUGCAACAAGAAGUCCUUGUACCUUCCUCCCGAGAUGGCGGCCAUCCACGUCGAGUUCACCGAGUAUUACUUCCCGGAUGGAAAAGACUACCCCAUCCCGUGUCCCAACCUGUACGCCCAGCUGAACGCCCUGCAACUGGUCUUGGACGCCCGCAGCCUGGUGUGGCUCAACCUCUUCGCUUUGGACCUGCGGCAGAGUCUGGAGCAGUUCAUGGAAAUCUACAAGCUCAGUGACUCGCAGAAGCCCGACGAGCACGUGGACAUCAAGGUGGACGGCCUCAUGCUGAAGCUGGUGAUCCCGGCCGAUCGGGACCCCUCGUGCCCGCCCGACCUUCCCCGCUCCGUCUCCGUGCAGACGUCGGAGAUGGUGGCCACCAACACCCGCCACCCGGCCAAUUGCACCCGCGCCCACCUGGAGGCGCUGCUGCAGGCCUUCCAGGGCAAAGAAUUCUUCUCGCCCUCCUACGUCUCCUUCCCCCGCUCGUCCUCCUCCCUGCCGCUCCUUCAUCCCGUUUUCCGCUACCACGCCCACGAGCAGGACACCCGCCUGCACGACAUCUACCGCGGCCUGGUGGCGCCCAGCAUGACGGCCGACGCCCUGAAGAUGCCGGCCGCCGCUGACUUCUGGGCGAUGCACUUUGCGCAGUUCUGGGUGGACUAUGAGGGCAAGGGGCGGCCGCAACCCUUCGUGGACUCCUUCCCCCUCACCGUGUGGGCCUGCCAACCCGCCAAGCUCCUCGCGCACCAGGAGAAACUGCGGGGAAUGUCCCGCAGCGCCUCCGCCGACUCCGCCGGGCGUAUGCAGAGGAAGCGGCUGCUGAAGGAGUUCUACAGCGCCGACGGCGCCCCCCCGCCGGCCCACAGUCCAUCCAACGGACUCCAUAAACCGCAAUCGUUGGACAGCUUGCCGCCUUCUCCUUUGGCGUCUUCAGGCAAAGAUGCUGAUGUCCACCUGCUGGUGCAGGUUAACAAGCAUCUCAGCGCUCAGGUGAGCCACCAGCAGUAUGUGUUCCUGAUGCGUCUGCAGCGCAGCAUCAAGGCCCUGCAGCAGACUUUGCAGCAGGACCUGGAAGACAUGGGGUGUCUGCGCAAGGCUCCACCCCAAGGUCCCGCCGACCACCGGCCCUUCACCGCCUGCCUGGGCCUGCUGCUCAAGAGCGCCGAGGUCUCCCUCCUCCUCAAGCCCGUCGCCCAGACCGAAGGCUCGGGAACUCCUCUCGGGUCGGAGCUGUCCCCCUCGGCGAGCGGAGGAACCUUGGAGCCGGCCGGCGACGUGGAGGCGAAAGGGACCGCCACGGCGGACGAAAUGCUGUGCGGCAACGUGCCCGAGGCUAAAACAUCUCGGGGGCCCGACCCUCUGGUCCCCACCACCGCCCCGGCGUCAAAUCACCAGUCCUCACACGAGGAGAGGACUUCCUCGGCCAAGAGCGCCGGGAGCCGGAGUUCCGGUGAAGGCGAGGAGAUGGUGGCCGAGGUUUUCGCCAGCGAGGACGAAAGCAAGCUUCAGGCAGGUGAGCCGCUUUGCGAGGACAAAGCUGCGGCCGCCAAGAUGACCCAGUCCACGUCCAGGAAAGGAAGUUUGUCUGUCGUUUCCGAUCUCCUCAGCUCCUCAUCUACCAGCAGAUCCUCCUCCCUUUAUUCCAUGUCCAACAUCGGGCGCCUGAUGCGCGACCGCUCGCAGUCCAGUUUCUCGGUGACCUACAAGAACAUGAAGAAGAGUCCGUCCCUGCAGUCUCUGGACAACAUCUCCAUCGACAGCUACCUGCUGGAGGACGGCGACGCCUGCAGCCUGACGGAAAGAGAUGACAUGUCCAUCUCUGGAUUCAAGGCCGCCGCCGACAGCGGCGCCGAGGUCGCCGCCCCCGCGCCAGUCCCGGAGCAGGAAGGAGGCGUGUCCCCCGACACCGUCAGCGCCGCCUCGCAAAGCAUCGACGACCCCUCCAAGGACAUUGUGUCGGUGCUGGUGCUGAAGGUGCACUCGGUGUGCGUGGCCAUGGAGGCGGUGGGCGAGAGCACGGCCGUGGCUCUGGAGGUGGACAAAGUCACGCCCGUCCAGUUGGGCAACGUCAGCUUGCGGCAGUACCUCAGCAGCCGCAGCCUGGGCCCGGCCAAAGUGCCCACGCCGUCCAAGGGGGCCCCCCACCGCCCGGAGGUGCGGGCCCGGCUGGAGAGCGGGCCUUGCGCCGCCGCCCGCUCUCCGCUGGCCGAGCGCAACGGCUUCCUGGAGUUGCGCCUGAGCGGCUACCGGGCCGGCCUGCUCAUGUCCACCUUGCGCAACCUGGCCCACUUCCUGGAGGACGACACGGCGCCGCAGGUGCUGCCCAUGGAGAUCAGCGUACGGGACACGCACAUAAACUUGAAGGACGACAGCCAGCGGGACAACCCGUCCGACUCGGAGCCCGUCACCCUGCAGGUGAACAGCCUGCUCAUCCGCCGACGUGACGACGGCGCCUUCUCCAUCGGAGCGGACCCCGAGGCCGAAAGGUCGACGACGGAUGGCGGCGCCCUGACCCCGGUCAGCGAGGUCGCCUUCGCGGAGGCCGCGCAGACCCCCGCCGGCCCGUCAAACCACGAACAAAUGCUGAUGGAAGAGAACGAUUGCCUGAAAGUGGAGCUGUCCCGGGCCAAAAUGGCGCUGGCCGAGGUUCAGAUGGAGAGGGACUCGCUGCUGCACAAAAUCAACAGCCUCAAGGUCAACACCAGCUAGCCGCUUACCGUGUGGAUAUUUCCUAACUUAAUAAUUCCUUCAUGAAGCAAUGCAGAGGAUGAAGAAAAGUUUUUUUUUAACAGCAAAAUGACGUGUGUGCGUGUCGUGAUGUGGACUUGGGCAACGGUUGAAUCCAAUCUUAAUGAAUGUUUCUGAGGAAUGUCACCGGGGAAAGAUCAAUUUUGCACAUCUUGCUCUUAUAUGUGUGUGUGUGUGUGUGUGUGUGUGUCCUCUUAGAAUGUGAGAGCUCUUUUGUACACAGAUCUGAACUGUUGCACAGUGUUGAAUGUGCGCGUCGGUGAGAACAAGCAUUUCAUUCCCCAGAUGAGUUUUUAUGGGUUGGGCCGCUUCCCAGCUAUUUUUCUAGUAAAAAUGUACAGCGUGUACUCCCGUUCAGCUUCGCUCCAUUGCUCUUUGUGCAUCUUUCUGCCCGCGUGGUCGUCCGCCAUCUUGAUUGAGCUGUGCAAAGGGAGAUGAGCUUGUCAUAUUUUGUCUGUCAACGCUGCUGAAUUGCAGAUUAAAACGAGCAAAAAAAAUAAAUAAUCUAAUGCGAAAGUAAGAAAACCA
This is a messenger RNA of Syngnathus typhle (broad-nosed pipefish), 5917 nucleotides long. RefSeq names its product bridge-like lipid transfer protein family member 3B (gene bltp3b). NCBI's taxonomy places the organism in Eukaryota, Metazoa, Chordata, Actinopteri, Syngnathiformes, Syngnathidae. The coding region runs from base 1226 to 5350 and encodes 1374 amino acids. The transcript is spliced from 23 exons. The record is from RefSeq and is a predicted model, not a curated record.